This is a messenger RNA of Aegilops tauschii subsp. strangulata, 1485 nucleotides long. The record is from RefSeq and is a predicted model, not a curated record. NCBI's taxonomy places the organism in Eukaryota, Viridiplantae, Streptophyta, Magnoliopsida, Poales, Poaceae.
AUGGUCCAAGAAGAAGCAAGUGAUAAUGAUAAUAUGCCCCAAGAAGAAAAUGAUGAUGACAAUAUGCUCCAAGAAGAAGCAGAUGAUGAUGACAAUAUGCUAGAAGAAGAAGCUGAUGAUAAUGACAAUAUGCUCCAAGAAGAUGACAGUAUGCUCCAAGAAGCAAUAGGUAGUCAGCACAUACAUAGGCAAAGAAUGUCAAUGACAGCUGAGCAGAGAUAUGCUGCCUACAUGGCACUGCAUACCCUGAAUCUGGCCAGGGGUGGCAAGUUCAAAAGAAAUGACAAGAAGGAUGUUGCUCAAAUUUUUCAAGUUGGCGUUCAACAUAUUCGGAAAAUUUGGACGACAGCAAAGGAACAAAUAGCGCUUGGUCGGGAGGUGGAUGUAUCCAGCAAAAGGAAAGGAAGAUGCGGAAGAAAAGGAAAGGAUGAUACUCUAUCCCAAAUCCCCACAGUUCCAUUGAACAGAAGGUCGACUCUCAGGUCACUUGCUCGCCAAUUGGGUGUCAGUCAUACUACACUCUACAAGAAACUCAAGCUUCGCAAGAUUAGGAGGCACUCCAAUCAUCUGAAGCCAUCCUUGAAAGAAAAGAAUAGAAGAGAGAGGAUCAAGUUUUGUUUGUCAAUGCUUGACGAGACCACCUUAGCAGCUCCAAGACCUAAGUUCAUUGGUAUGCACAACAUUAUGCAUAUUGACGAAAAGUGGUUCUAUAUGACGAAAAUGAACAGAAACUACUACCUCCUCCCGGAGGAAGAUGAUCCGGUCAGAACUGUUCGGAACAAGAACUGUAUUGGGAAAGUGAUGUUUCUGACCGCUGUUGCUCGACCCAGAUAUGACGCUGAAGGCAAUAUGACAUUCUCCGGUAAAAUUGGUGUAUGGCGCUUUGUGCAAGAGAUUCCCGCUGCUAGAAGAAGCGAAUAUAGAGCAAGAGGGACCAUUGAAAUGAAGUCCGUCAACGUGAACCGACGGGUAAUGAGGAGGUAUAUGAUAGAAAAAGUGGUUCCAGGAAUAAAGGAAGUUUGGCCCGCAGAUGAUACUAAUCCAAUAUUGAUCCAGCAAGAUAACGCCAAAACGCACAUUCUUCCCGGUGAUGCAGAGUUUGCAGAAGCUGUGGCUACAACUGGUCUGGACAUUAAAAUAAUAAACCAGCCUCCAAAUUCUCCUGAUAUAAACGCACUUGAUCUUGGAUAUUUUAGAUCCCUUGAGUCUUUGACCGACUACAGAGCACCAACGACUAUCAAAGAACUGAUUCAAGGUGUGCAGGAAGAAUUUGAUGAGUAUGAUGCCGGGAAACUCAACAGAAUAUUUCUAACACUUCAGACCGUCAUGGUAGAAGUGAUGAACCAUGGAGGAGAAAAUUCAUACAAAAUUCCACAUAUGCGCAAUGAGAGAUUGGAAAGGCAAGGAAUCCUACCGCCUAGGAUUCACUUUCCCCGUGAAGUUUAUGAAAAUGCCAUGGAGAUUCUAGAACAAGAUGUCCAGUAA